AUGGAUGCCGAAAAUACUGAAUUAUUUUUGCAUUCUAUUCGAGAUUAUCCCGUAUUAUACGCAAUUGGACACGCAGAUUAUAAAAACACGUACAAAAAAGAGGUAGCAUGGAGAAAACUUCAAGAAAAGACUCGGAUAGAUGUUAAAACUAUGAAAAAUAAAUGGAGAAACCUAAGGGACACUUAUAAAAAAUAUAAACAGGGUCAGCAAACAAGCAGUGGACAAGCCGCGAAGAAGCUUGCUAAUUGGCAAUGGGCUGAACAGAUGUCGUUCAUAGAUUCAUCCACAAACUUGAGACAAACUGAAAGUACACUGGAUACCAGUACUAUAUCUAUAGAGAAUGAUUAUGAAAAUUAUACAGAAGCCGAACAGGUUUCAAAUAAUGAACAGAACGAACUCGCCGUUCAAGAACUGGAGACAGCACGGUCUACAGCUGAAACUACAGCUGAAACUGCAACUGAAGUAUCCCGGAGAAGACGACGCCGUGUAAGCAACGACGAUCCUGCUGAGAAGAUUAUAAAUUAUUUAAAGACUCGAAAAUCGGGUACUACGGACAGAAACGCUACAGAAAAUCUUGUCAAAAUACCGUGUGAUCGAAUGGACAUGGAUUUUUUAGGUUAUGCCCAUACUGUAAAGAAAUUUUCUCUACGAAAGCAAGCUAUUAUUAAACUUCAAAUAACACAAAUUAUAACUGAGACUCAACUUGAAGAAUUGAAUAAUAGCCGGCCAAAUUCUAAUUUCAGCAAUGCUUCAUCCUCUAGUACUCCCAAUUUUUACUACGUCGAUAACGACUGGAACAUUUCAAGAUCGACACCAUCUGAAGAACUGCAAACACAUUCCAUCCCAGACACUCAAAACGUUUCAACUGCACAGAUACACAUACCUAAUACUCAAACACAUUCGAUCCCAGACACUCAAAACGUUUCAACUGCACAGAUACACAUUCCUAAUACUCAAACACAUUCGAUCCCAGACACUCAAAACGUUUCAACUGCACAGAUACACAUUCCUAAUACUCAAACACAUUCGAUCCCAGACACUCAAAACGUUUCAACUGCACAGAUACACAUUCCUAAUACUCAAACACCUUCGAUCCCAGACACUCAAAACGUUUCAACUGCACAGAUACACAUUCCUAAUACUCAAACACAUUCGAUCCCAGACACUCAAAACGUUUCAACUGCACAGAUACACAUUCCUAAUACUCAAACACAUUCGAUCCCAGACACUCAAAACGUUUCAACUGCACAGAUACAUAUACCUAACACGCAAACACAUUCCAUCCCAGACACUCAAAACGUUUCAACUGCACAGAUACACAUACCUAAUACUCAAACACAUUCGAUCCCAGACACUCAAAACGUUUCAACUGCACAGAUACAUAUACCUAACACGCAAACACAUUCCAUCCCAGACACUCAAAACGUUUCAACUGCACAGAUACACAUUCCUAAUACUCAAACACAUUCGAUCCCAGACACUCAAAAAGUUUCAACUGCACAGAUACACAUUCCUAAUACUCAAACACAUUCGAUCCCAGACACUCAAAACGUUUCAACUGCACAGAUACACAUUCCUAAUACUCAAACACAUUCGAUCCCAGACACUCAAAACGUUUCAACUGCACAGAUACACAUUCCUAAUACUCAAACACAUUCGAUCCCAGACACUCAAAACGUUUCAACUGCACAGAUACACAUUCCUAAUACUCAAACACAUUCGAUCCCAGACACUCAAAACGUUUCAACUGCACAGAUACACAUUCCUAAUACUCAAACACAUUCGAUCCCAGACACUCAAAACGUUUCAACUGCACAGAUACACAUUCCUAAUACUCAAACACAUUCGAUCCCAGACACUCAAAACGUUUCAACUGCACAGAUACACAUUCCUAAUACUCAAACACAUUCGAUCCCAGACACUCAAAACGUUUCAACUGCACAGAUACACAUUCCUAAUACUCAAACACAUUCGAUCCCAGACACUCAAAACGUUUCAACUGCACAGAUACAUAUACCUAACACGCAAACACAUUCCAUCCCAGACACUCAAAACGUUUCAACUGCACAGAUACACAUACCUAAUACUCAAACACAUUCGAUCCCAGACACUCAAAACGUUUCAACUGCACAGAUACAUAUACCUAACACGCAAACACAUUCCAUCCCAGACACUCAAAACGUUUCAACUGCACAGAUACACAUUCCUAAUACUCAAACACAUUCGAUCCCAGACACUCAAAAAGUUUCAACUGCACAGAUACACAUUCCUAAUACUCAAACACAUUCGAUCCCAGACACUCAAAACGUUUCAACUGCACAGAUACACAUUCCUAAUACUCAAACACAUUCGAUCCCAGACACUCAAAACGUUUCAACUGCACAGAUACACAUUCCUAAUACUCAAACACAUUCGAUCCCAGACACUCAAAACGUUUCAACUGCACAGAUACACAUUCCUAAUACUCAAACACAUUCGAUCCCAGACACUCAAAACGUUUCAACUGCACAGAUACAUAUACCUAACACGCAAACACAUUCCAUCCCAGACACUCAAAACGUUUCAACUGCACAGAUACACAUACCUAAUACUCAAACACAUUCGAUCCCAGACACUCAAAACGUUUCAACUGCACAGAUACAUAUACCUAACACGCAAACACAUUCCAUCCCAGACACUCAAAACGUUUCAACUGCACAGAUACACAUUCCUAAUACUCAAACACAUUCGAUCCCAGACACUCAAAAAGUUUCAACUGCACAGAUACACAUUCCUAAUACUCAAACACAUUCGAUCCCAGACACUCAAAACGUUUCAACUGCACAGAUACACAUUCCUAAUACUCAAACACAUUCGAUCCCAGACACUCAAAACGUUUCAACUGCACAGAUACACAUUCCUAAUACUCAAACACAUUCGAUCCCAGACACUCAAAACGUUUCAACUGCACAGAUACACAUUCCUAAUACUCAAACACAUUCGAUCCCAGACACUCAAAACGUUUCAACUGCACAGAUACACAUUCCUAAUACUCAAACACAUUCGAUCCCAGACACUCAAAACGUUUCAACUGCACAGAUACACAUUCCUAAUACUCAAACACAUUCGAUCCCAGACACUCAAAACGUUUCAACUGCACAGAUACACAUUCCUAAUACUCAAACACAUUCGAUCCCAGACACUCAAAACGUUUCAACUGCACAGAUACACAUUCCUAAUACUCAAACACAUUCGAUCCCAGACACUCAAAACGUUUCAACUGCACAGAUACAUAUACCUAACACGCAAACACAUUCCAUCCCAGACACUCAAAACGUUUCAACUGCACAGAUACACAUACCUAAUACUCAAACACAUUCGAUCCCAGACACUCAAAACGUUUCAACUGCACAGAUACACAUUCCUAAUACUCAAACACAUUCGAUCCCAGACACUCAAAACGUUUCAACUGCACAGAUACACAUUCCUAAUACUCAAACACAUUCGAUCCCAGACACUCAAAACGUUUCAACUGCACAGAUACACAUUCCUAAUACUCAAACACAUUCGAUCCCAGACACUCAAAACGUUUCAACUGCACAGAUACACAUUCCUAAUACUCAAACACAUUCGAUCCCAGACACUCAAAACGUUUCAACUGCACAGAUACACAUUCCUAAUACUCAAACACAUUCGAUCCCAGACACUCAAAACGUUUCAACUGCACAGAUACACAUUCCUAAUACUCAAACACAUUCGAUCCCAGACACUCAAAACGUUUCAACUGCACAGAUACACAUUCCUAAUACUCAAACACAUUCGAUCCCAGACACUCAAAACGUUUCAACUGCACAGAUACAUAUACCUAACACGCAAACACAUUCCAUCCCAGACACUCAAAACGUUUCAACUGCACAGAUACACAUACCUAAUACUCAAACACAUUCGAUCCCAGACACUCAAAACGUUUCAACUGCACAGAUACAUAUACCUAACACGCAAACACAUUCCAUCCCAGACACUCAAAACGUUUCAACUGCACAGAUACACAUUCCUAAUACUCAAACACAUUCGAUCCCAGACACUCAAAAAGUUUCAACUGCACAGAUACACAUUCCUAAUACUCAAACACAUUCGAUCCCAGACACUCAAAACGUUUCAACUGCACAGAUACACAUUCCUAAUACUCAAACACAUUCGAUCCCAGACACUCAAAACGUUUCAACUGCACAGAUACACAUUCCUAAUACUCAAACACAUUCGAUCCCAGACACUCAAAACGUUUCAACUGCACAGAUACACAUUCCUAAUACUCAAACACAUUCGAUCCCAGACACUCAAAACGUUUCAACUGCACAGAUACACAUUCCUAAUACUCAAACACAUUCGAUCCCAGACACUCAAAACGUUUCAACUGCACAGAUACACAUUCCUAAUACUCAAACACAUUCGAUCCCAGACACUCAAAACGUUUCAACUGCACAGAUACACAUUCCUAAUACUCAAACACAUUCGAUCCCAGACACUCAAAACGUUUCAACUGCACAGAUACAUAUACCUAACACGCAAACACAUUCAAUCCCAGACACUCAAAACGUUUUAACUCCUACACUGAUACACAUACCCAGUGGCAGAAGAAUUACACACACCCAAGUAUCACGACAACAAAAAAACGAGAACACAACACGACAUCAAAAAAAUAUACAUGAAUUUCUUUGUAAUUGGAAUGAACCGUGA
Parnassius mnemosyne (clouded apollo) is the source of this 4716-nucleotide messenger RNA. NCBI's taxonomy places the organism in Eukaryota, Metazoa, Arthropoda, Insecta, Lepidoptera, Papilionidae. The record is from the annotation of a GenBank genome assembly.